GCAUAAUCUUAUGCACACCCCGCUUUCGGAAACUAGCACCGCAUCAUGCGAGGGCUCCGGUGCGAUGUCUCUCAAAAUGCCACCGAUCAUGGACCGCUAUGGCAAUGCUGCCGACAUCGGGCACAAAUCCCGAAUGGAGGACACGUCCAUGUGCGUUCCCUUUAGUGGAGGGGGAGGUGCAUUUGGAGUUUUCGACGGCCACGGUGGUGCAGGUGCCGCAGAGUUUAUUAAGGAUUAUAUGAGGAAUGUGAUAUUGAAGUCACUCGACUCCUCACGAGACAAGGAAGAUACUCUCUCGAGGAGUUACUCACUCACUGAAGAGGCCCUAGAGAGGUUCCUCUGCGAGACUGAGAUGCCUAAGCUCAGGGCUUGUUUUGAUGACGACUUCGUUGAUGAUGAUGAUUACCCCUUGAUGACAUCGGGGAGUACCGCAUGUGUUUGCUUGGUCGACGAAUCUACUUCUCCGGGCUCUCUGGCGGUCGCUAAUGCGGGUGACUGUAGAGCCGUUCUAUGCCGUCGUGGGGAGGCUAUUAACUUGACCCGUGAUCACAACCUGAAGUCGUGUACUGAGGAUGAAAGGCGCCGCGUAGCGCCAUACCUGCCGGACGCUUCGAGCGAGUAUCUUGGUGGCCUCGCGGUUACUCGCUCCUUGGGUGAUCUACGGGCUUCCUCCGGCAGUAAGAACGCGGGACAGAUUGCCGAGCCCGAGAUCACUAGUAUGCCUCUCGAGAAGGAUGAUGAAUUCAUCAUCUUGGCCACCGAUGGCCUCUUUGACGUCCUCAGCUCCGAGACAGCGGUUGAGACUGUCCGCCGGCAUAUGUUGGGGAGUCAGUCUACCCCUGCCACUGCGGCCCGGUAUUUGAUCGACCGAGCCAUCGCCCGUCACGCCGCGGACAACAUUUGUGUGACCGUAGUUUACUUGCGUGACUGGGCUUCGUCGGCUCGGCCGAGUUCCACAGUGCAUAUCUCUGAACAGUUGACUGCAGAUGGAGAGGUUGAGAGGCGUGAUAGUAGCAGCAGCAGUAAUUAACGACGUUGUUCUGAUAGCUGCGCUCCACCGCCAUCACAAGGGUAUAUUACAUAGCUUCUCAUUUUUUCUCAUUGGGUAUUACUAUCUUUUGAGUGCUGAUCGAGUCCGUGAUUUUUGUAUGCAGCUUUCGAAGUGAUUCAGUCUUGCCACUCGAUUGCUGUUAUCGCCAUCCUGGAGGUUAUGUGUAGCGGCUUUACCGGUGAAGCUCGCUUCAUCCCAGUGGGCGUCUGAUAUACGUUUUUUAUCUACGAAGUGGUGGUUGUGGUGAUCCCCCAGUUGU
Molecule: messenger RNA, 1310 nt
Organism: Perkinsus marinus ATCC 50983
Lineage: Eukaryota; Perkinsozoa; Perkinsida; Perkinsidae
Product: protein phosphatase 2C, putative
Exons: 7
Coding region: 11-1030 (339 amino acids)
Biological process (GO): protein dephosphorylation
Molecular function (GO): protein serine/threonine phosphatase activity
Source: RefSeq, a predicted model, not a curated record